This is a messenger RNA of Rotaria sp. Silwood2, 1002 nucleotides long. NCBI's taxonomy places the organism in Eukaryota, Metazoa, Rotifera, Eurotatoria, Philodinida, Philodinidae. The record is from the annotation of a GenBank genome assembly.
AUGGAUGUUCCAAAUGAUUCACAUACAUUACUUCAUUUAAUACGUGAAGUUAAUGAACAAACAAAUCAUGAACAAUAUCCAAUUGUUGUUCAUUGCACGGCUGGAGUUGGUCGUACAGGUACUUAUAUUGCUAUUGAUGCAAUGCUCGAUAAAAUCAAGCAGGAGGAAAAAGUUGAUAUAUAUAAUUUUGUAUUACAAAUGCGUCGUGAACGUCAUUUGAUGGUACAAACAGUAAAACAAUAUGUAUUUAUUUAUCGAUCUUUACUUGAAUAUUAUCUUUAUGGUAAUACAAGAAUUGAAGCAAAUUCAUUUCGAUCAAUAUAUUCAAAUUUAAAAAACAAUAAACAAGUUUUAUUAAUUUCUGAAUAUAAUAAACUACCAUUAUUAUCCGUUGAAAAUAUUUCUCAUCGUGAUGCUCAUUUAUUGACAAAUAUACAUAAAAAUCGACAUACUCAAAUCGUACCAUAUGAUCAUAAUCGUGUUCGUUUAAGUCGUAUACUAGGACAUCCAUAUAUAAAUGCAUCAUUCAUUGAAGGAUAUUUACAUCAGUCUUCAUUUAUUAUAACACAAGAUCCAUUAUCAGAAACAAUUGAUGAAUUUUGGAGAAUAUUUAUUGAACAUGAUUCUAAUUGUAUUGUACAAUUACAUACAACUAUAGAAUCUUCUUCAAAAUGUGCAAUUUAUUACCCAAAUGAUAUUGAUUGUACAAUGAAAAUUAGUACAACUAUUUUAUUAAAAUUAGUAGAAAAUGAAAUAAUAGAAGAAAAAUAUAUUAUUCGUCAAUUUUGUUUAACAGAUACACGUGAAAGUCUAUCAAAAAUAAUUUAUCACUAUGAAUAUCUUAUUCCUAUAUGUAAUAAUGAUGAAUAUGAAAAUGAACAAUGCAUUCCAACGGUAUUAAUACAUAGUUUAUUUGAUUUUAUUGGUCAUAUCAACAAACAAUUAGAUAGAAGCAAUCACAAUCGAUAUAUAACUGUUCAUUGUGGGUAUGAAAUAAUAUAG